Plodia interpunctella (Indianmeal moth) is the source of this 708-nucleotide messenger RNA. RefSeq names its product Ribosomal protein L24-like (gene RpL24-like). The transcript has 3 exons. Bases 80 to 658 code for a protein of 192 amino acids. The record is from RefSeq and is a predicted model, not a curated record. NCBI's taxonomy places the organism in Eukaryota, Metazoa, Arthropoda, Insecta, Lepidoptera, Pyralidae. Gene Ontology annotation, cellular component: nucleolus. Gene Ontology annotation, biological process: ribosomal large subunit biogenesis.
ACUAGUAACCUGUCAUGUCAUCCGCCGUUUAUUUCUUUUGACGUGCUGUGUCAAACAACAAAAACACGCACGUGUGAAAAUGCGUAUCGAAACUUGUUAUUUCUGCUCUUCCAGGAUAUAUCCUGGACAUGGCAUUCAGUUUGUGAGAAAUGAUUGUAAGAUUUUCAGAUUUUGCCGUUCCAAAUGCCAUGCAGCAUUUAAAAAGAAGAAGAAUCCGCGUAAAACCAAAUGGACUAAAGCAUACCGUAAGACUGCGGGUAAGGAGUUGGCUAUUGACCCAUCAUUCGAGUUCGAAAAGCGUCGCCAUGUUCCGGUGAAAUACAGCAGAGAACUCUGGAACAAGACUAUAGAAGCCAUGAAGAGAGUCGAGGAAAUCAGACAAAAGAGGUCGAACAACUACAUCAUGCAGAGAUUGAGGAAGGGACGUGAAGUUGAAUGGCAGAGAGAUGUCAGGGAAGUCCAGAGGGAUAUCUCGCUUAUCAGAUCCCCAGCAGCAGGUCUCAAACAGCGUGCAGCAGAACAAGAAGACGUCGAGAUGGUUGAACCGGAAACCAUUGAGGUUGUAGACGCUAAAGGCCGUAAGCAAGUCAUUGAAGCUCCCGUCAUGGUGCCUGCCACGGGCGAUAUGAUCGAAGACGGAGGCGAUGUAGAAUUAUAAGAAUUUAGUCUAUUAUAAGCAAGUUUUGGUUAUUAUACAUAUUUUAUUUA